This is a messenger RNA of Doryrhamphus excisus (bluestripe pipefish), 2965 nucleotides long. It is a transcript of the gene st8sia5, whose product is annotated as ST8 alpha-N-acetyl-neuraminide alpha-2,8-sialyltransferase 5. Lineage: Eukaryota; Metazoa; Chordata; Actinopteri; Syngnathiformes; Syngnathidae. Gene Ontology annotation, molecular function: alpha-N-acetylneuraminate alpha-2,8-sialyltransferase activity. Gene Ontology annotation, biological process: N-glycan processing; oligosaccharide metabolic process. The record is from RefSeq and is a predicted model, not a curated record.
AGAGAAACAGGCGCACCCUCCUUUCAAGAUUGCAGUCACGCAGCAUAGCUCAGUUUGGAGAUGAAGCAGAGGGUGUGCGCGCGUUUUCUAUAAAGGCGUAACUUCAUUUUAAGCCCAGAAACACCGCGUUUGGGUGAUAUAAUUUGAAACCACAAACCGUUGAUUUCACUCAUUUCUUUUUAUCCCUGCGUUAUUUUUGCGAGCUCUGUCUCCCCUCCCUCGUCGCGUCACAUCCCAUAAUAAUCCCUCCGGGGUAUCUUCCUAUCAGCUCUCUCAUAUGUAAUAUUACAAAUCUCCAUCCCUGUGAUGAUGCAAGUAUCCCGCUAGGAAGGUGAUGGACGAUGUCCGGUCCUAUCGGGCCAAGACACCUGCGCUCCCGGUCCUGAAUGCAGCAGCGGAGAGAGACACCGACCCGGGUGUCAACGCCAUCCCCGGAUGCUGCGCCGCAGAAUCGGCUACACCGACCCAUCGUCGGGUAAAGACAUCCUAGGCAAUAGGUCCCUUUGUUUCAUAUUCAUUUGCGCAUUUGGACUGGUAACACUGUUGCAACAGAUUCUCUAUGGGAAAAACUACAUUAAGAGUGCGCAACAGUUUAGCCGACUCAAAGGGGACGAGACAGGAAAUUGGACCGGUCCCGUUAAUUUCUUGGAUGACGGAUCUCUGAAGCCUGCCAGAAAUGGAAGGAAAAGAUGUUUCCGUCAGAAUUUUCAGCCAGAUUCACAGAUCUCCGUAAUAGUCACACCCUGCCUAGCCGAUAUUAAGAAGAAAAACAAACGCUCUCACAGGUAUUUGGGAAACUAUGAGGGCCCUUUUGAGUACAACUCGACAACAUGCAAAGAGCUCAGGCAGGAGAUUAUGGAUGUCAAAGUCUUGACAAUAAACAAUAAUCGGAAAAUACAUGGUCAUGGGUAUCCUUCUUCAUUCCACAAGUCUCUCUGCCUGUCUGCCAGGGUCAAAACCUCUGAUCUGUUUGAGAGAUGGCGGAACCUGCAGGUGUGUAAGUGGGAGCAGAGCAAGGAGGAGGCAAGCAACUUCAAGAUGUCGCUGUCUCGCUGCUGUAACGCUCCGUCCUUCCUGUUCACCACCAAGAGGAACACCCCUGCAGGGACCAAGCUGCGCUACGAGGUGGACACCAGUGGCAUCCUUCCAAUCACCACUGAGGUUUUUAAGAUGUUCCCAGAUGAUAUGCCGUAUUCCAAAUCCCAGUACAAAAAAUGUGCUGUGAUCGGAAAUGGGGGUAUCAUCAAGAACACCAACUGUGGAAAGGAAAUUGACUCAGCUGAUUUUGUGUUCAGAUGCAACAUACCGCCCAUCAGCGAGAAAUAUUCAGCUGAUGUCGGCACUAAAACGGAUCUGGUGACGGUAAAUCCCAGCAUUAUUACAGAAAGAUUUCAGAAGCUGGAGAAAUGGCGACGGCCCUUUUACGACGUCCUCCAGAACUACGAGAACUCCUCGGUGGUCCUUCCCGCUUUCUACAACACGCGCAACACGGAUGUGUCCUUCCGGGUCAAGUACAUGCUGGACGACUUUGACUCGCAGAGGGGGGUGUUCUUCUUCCACCCGCAGUACCUGCUCAACGUGCAGCGCUUCUGGGCGGUUCAGGGCGUGCGGGCCAAGCGGCUCAGCAGCGGGCUGAUGCUGGUCACCGCCGCCCUGGAGAUGUGCGAGGAAGUGCACCUCUACGGUUUCUGGGCCUUCCCCAUGAACCCGUCGGGCAUCUUCAUCACUCACCAUUACUACGAUAACGUCAAGCCGCGACCGGGCUUCCACGCCAUGCCGCACGAAAUCUUCAACUUCAUUCACAUGCACGCCCGCGGUAUCGUGCACGUACACACGGGGCCUUGCACGUGAUCUCUCACAUUUCUUGCUGUGCACACCUCAACCUUCAUCACGUGGUGGAAUAUAUAUUCCACCACGUGAUGAAGGUUGCUCUCUUUGACUGACAACAUUUCUCGAUGUGGUGUUCUUUUCUCAUUUUCGCCCUCUGGUCAGUUUUUUCAUGUUUUUCAUGUGUGACACGUGGUCUUCCCGAUGGUGGUGAUGUUUCCGUAACGUUUUCUAGUGGCUUUUUGCUGUACAGAUCGGUUCUUUUCUACUCGCUCGACUCUGCGGGUAUGGCAGCUUUUGGGCGUUUGUGUCAAACAAAGCCUGAAACUUGUCAUAUUUCAAAAAUGUAUAAAAAAAAAGCAGCACCCAAUUGUCUACUUUUGUAAUCUAUUUGAACAUUUUAAACGGAUAAACUGGCCUGUUUCCAGUGGCCUUACUCCUGUUUGAAAAUGUCCUCUGGCGAUGGAAAAGAGGCACAAAGGGAUUCCUUUAUUAUUUUUGAUUUAUUGUUUGGCUUAUCAAAUCUCACGCCAUGCUGCCUUAUGAUAGCCACUCCCUCCAUCUGAUAUGCAAUCCUCAUCUAUAAUCAAAUCAAAUCAAAGGAGCCUCUUUAAAGAGUCCUCUCCCGACUUCUUCUUGUUGUAAAACUCCAUAAUCACAUGCCGCUCUGCAUGAUGUCCGCCUAGCUUGGUGUGUGCCUGCUUCAGUGAUCACUGAAUUAAGUUUACACUCACAAAAAACCCUUUUUUCUUAACCAGAUUGUCCUCAGUGGUUGCAGAUGGCUGGCGGCUUAGUAUAGAUGCUCUGAUGAUAGCAGUUGCUGCAGCUUUGUGAGGUGCUGGAGUUCACUGCCACAGUGUUAAUUCACCUUUGCUUGACUAUGAACAUUCAGGUUGCAUUCUCAAAUGUGUAGUGUAAUUUAUUAUUUUUUUAAAUGUCAUUUUUCAGCUCUUACUUUGCCACAGACUGAUGUAAUGCAUAAUGUAUAAUUUGCAUUUAAAUGAGCACCGCUCCAUGCACCGCUUAUUGUUGUCAGAAGUUGAAACAAUGGGACCAGUCUGUAAUAAAUGAAGGUAAUAUAACAGUGCUUCUUAACUUUGAAUGCCUCUGUAUAAUAUUGUGUUUGUAAAUAAACCUG